AUGGCUACACGUUCGGAUAGUCAACCUCCCCCUGGCGCCGCGGCAUCCGAUCUUGAUCCCGCGUCUCCCAAUACAGAUGCCAGACCAUUGUCUUAUAUUUCCUCACACAUGACAGAUAUCCAGUCCGAAGAUGGCGAACUGCGAUCACAAAGCCCUCCCAUACGCUCCCAUAGAUCUCCUUCUCGGCCUUUUGCCAGACACUCCAUGUCAACCGCGUCAACUCAAGGCGCCAUCCCGGCAGGGAACCGAAUGAGCAGGACACAUGUUCCAUCCAUUACCUCCCAUGCUUUCUUUAGACCAAUGAGCUCUCAAAGGUUGCAGAUGCAGCGAAGCGUGCGCCCUCCAACGGCCACGACACAUGGAGUCAGUAGCGAAGACGGACAGAGCGACAUUGGGAGUCAAGCACGACGGAGUUUGAUAUCGAAUCCAAAUACGCUUGCUGGAUUUGGCGGGAUAGACUACGAGCCUCCACCACCUUCAAGAGGGACAGAAUUCACAGACCCAAUUUUUUUUGACAGGGGAACUUCAACCGCUAGCCCGACCGGCAAUACAACCGUUCGAAGCGGUGGAGAUAGUGUUCGGUUACUGCAUGAGCGGUCGCGGCGGUCAGUUCCAUCCAACUUGAAUUUGGGCGCAACACGCAACGAAGUAGGCCUGCAGGAUCCUCCUCAGAGAUCACCUCUCUCGUUCCGAUCCGGCUUUCUUAAAUCAAACAAGAACGAACAUCCUGAGCGUCAAGACACAAGUGAUCAUGAAAGAUUGUCGUCAGCAACAUCAUCACCCGCUUCAACUGGUUUGAAACCGGUCAGACCUAUCCCACACAAGACAAGUAAGGAUCUUGGAAAAAAUUAUGAAUAUUUCACGGGCAAUACUAUAUUUUUCUGGGGUGGGCGUCUGCAAAAUUCCCGUGAUAGACCAGUCAAUAUAGCAACAGCAAUAUUCGUGGUUCUACCCGGUGCCUUAUUCUUUGCUUAUUCUGCGCCAUGGCUAUGGCAUCACGUAUCUCCAGCCAUCCCUAUUCUAUUCUCUUAUGUUUUUUUCCUUACCGUGUCGUCAUUCUUACAUGCCUCAUUGGUUGAUCCUGGAAUAUACCCACGAAAUUUACACGUUAAUCCCCCUGCCAACCCUUCUGAAGACCCAUUAACACUUGGACCACCAAACAGCGAUUGGGUCAUGGUCAAACUUGCGACAUCCGAAAUGGCCGCGAUGGAUGUUCCUGUCAAAUACUGCCGCACUUGCAGCUUAUGGCGGCCUCCUCGAUGCUACCACUGCCGCACCUGUGACAACUGCAUUGAAACGCUAGAUCACCACUGUGUUUGGUUGAACAAUUGUGUGGGUCGCCGUAAUUAUCGUUUUUUCUUUUCAUUCGUCAGCACAGCCACCAUCUGUGCGCUUUUUCUUCUCGGUGCGAGCUUAACCCAUAUUCUCAUAUAUCAGAGCCGAGAAGCAAUUAGCUUUGGACAAUCAAUCGACAAAUGGAGGGUGCCAUUUGCUAUGGUAAUAUAUGGAGCGAUAGCUGCCCCAUAUCCAGCUGCUCUGUGUGGUUACCACCUCUUUUUGAUAGGCAGGGGUGAGACGACCAGAGAAUAUCUGAAUUCUCAUAAAUUUGUCAAGGCAGACCGGCACCGCCCUUUUACCCAGGGAAAUAUCUGGAGAAAUUGGAUUUCUGUUUUCGGGAGGCCUCGACCCCCAAGUUACGUCGAGUUCAAGAAACCAUAUACAGAAGGAGACCAGCGGUUUCCUGCGUCGAAAGUGAAACGCCGUGUCCGUGAUGUGGAGGCACAACCAGCAGAGCUUGAAAUGCGUGACGUAAAAAGAGCACAUCCCACAUUCCAAGGCCCAAGCGGCAGAGGACCUCUUAAUGCACCGCCAGCCGCCUGA
Messenger RNA from Ophidiomyces ophidiicola, 1881 nucleotides. It is a transcript of the gene ERF2, whose product is annotated as Eukaryotic peptide chain release factor GTP-binding subunit. The transcript is spliced from 3 exons. The record is from RefSeq and is a predicted model, not a curated record. Gene Ontology annotation, molecular function: protein-cysteine S-palmitoyltransferase activity. NCBI's taxonomy places the organism in Eukaryota, Fungi, Ascomycota, Eurotiomycetes, Onygenales, Onygenaceae. Bases 1 to 1881 code for a protein of 626 amino acids. Gene Ontology annotation, biological process: protein targeting to membrane; peptidyl-L-cysteine S-palmitoylation. Gene Ontology annotation, cellular component: endoplasmic reticulum; Golgi apparatus.